ACAAAGGAUUGAAGCGCCUCUUAGUUUCCCGGUCGCGCCAGCCGGGUCUUCACCUUAAGGUUGCGGGCGCAAUGGCAACAGAGGGGUCGCGGAAGCGCAAGCUGAGCACCACCGCCGCGGAGUCCAGCAAGACGAGCACAGGCCGCGUCAUCCUUGUGACGGGCACUGCUGGCUUUGUCGGCUUCCCGCGCGCUCGCCUUCAAGAAGCGAGGGGAUGGAGUCCUUGGCUUGGACAACUUCAACGCCUACUAUCCCGUGGGCAUCAAGUAUGAUCGGGCGCAGGCCCUCGAAAAGGCGGGCGUCUACACCUUCCAGGCGGAUCUGAACGACAGGAGUAUGCUGGACCACAUCUUGCAGGAGUACAAGGUCACUCACGUCCUGGCGCUGGCAGCACAGGCCGGGGUGCGCUACGCCACGAAGGACCCGGCCUCCUACGUCUCGUCCAACGUGGCGGGCUUCGUGCAGCUCCUGGAGGCUUGCCGCUUUUGUGAGCCGAUGCCUCGGGUGGUCUACGCCUCUUCUAGCUCGGUCUAUGGGCUCAACACGGUGAGCCCCUUCUCCGAGGAGCACCAGGUGGACAGGCCUGCCAGCCUCUACGCUGCCACGAAGAAGGCCAACGAGAUGAUUGCGCAUACCUAUCACCACAUCUACGGCUUGUCCCUCACGGGGCUUCGCUUCUUCACCGUCUAUGGGCCGUGGGGUCGGCCUGACAUGUUCGCAUUCUCGGCCACCAUCAAGAUACACAAAGGCGAGGCUUUGAAGAUCUUCCAAGGGCCAGGUGGCUCUGAGCUGGAGCGGGACUUUACCUUCAUCGACGACAUUGUCACUGGAUGCGUCGCCUCGGUGGACAAGAUCCCAGAGUCCACCAAGGGCGCGGCGCACUACAAGGUCUACAACCUUGGCAAUAAGGAUCCAGUGACUGUCACGUAUAUGAUCGAAUGCCUGGAGCGCGCCAUCGGCAAGAAGGCGAUCAAGAACUACGUGCCCAUGCCGCCCACUGGGGAUGUGCUGAAGACCAGCGCCGAUAUCUCGCUGGCAGAGAAGGAGCUCGGAUACAAGCCGACCACCUCGUUGCAAGAGGGCAUCAACAAGUUCAUUGCAUGGUACGAUGAGUAUUACAAGAGCGGCUUGACCAAGGAGAUGUCCAACUAUGUGCCGUACUAAGGCAGCUCUGCAAAGCUCUGAAAUGCUGGAUAGUGCUUUUGUUGUUUGGCCUGGUAUAUGGCUGUGGGUCAAAACCACUGGUACCAUUUGGG
Messenger RNA from Effrenium voratum, 1256 nucleotides. The record is from the annotation of a GenBank genome assembly. Lineage: Eukaryota; Dinophyceae; Suessiales; Symbiodiniaceae.